UGGUCUUGACAAAAAAAAAAAAUCCCAAGCUUGCCUUCGAGACUAAAAUAAGACUGAAACUUUUAGGAGUUAAGACCAGGACAAGACCUGAGACCUUCAAAAUCUGGUUUGGAGCCCAGUCUGGAGAAUUGCAACACUACAGCACAUUCAAACCCAAGUUACAAUGUCUAUUUUGUUCGCCGCAUUUCUGCUGAGCACAGCGCAAACAUGAAGCCGAGCAGUGUCCAACUGAGUUGUGCACUCUAGCUAGCAGGGAAGGAGGAGGGCUGAACGCUCCACGUCAGGCUUGAUCAUAACCAUAUGCUGAAGUGAAAAGCAAAGUGGGACAGGAAAAUUUUGGGGAGAAUUGAAAAACAGAAUCUGAAAGGAAGGACAAAUCCUUGAAUGGAAUAAGCAGUGAAUAAAAGUCAAGCUUUGCCAGGCAGCACAUCUGCAAAGUCAUUUUUCUUUGUGAAUGUCAGGAAAGAAACUGGGCAGGGCCUCAGGCAGAGGAAGUCAUCUGCUAUUUCACACACUGCUGAAGUUGGGAAUUCUCCUGACUACUGUCGCGCUUUGCUAGAGCGGGCUAGACCUCGGAGAGCUCGGCCACAUCUGACCGGACUGCCUGGAAAUGGAAUCUGGCUCUGGAAAAGAAGAGUACAGUCAUCAGAUGAACAUUUUGGAGGCUGUUCCUUUUCCCUUAUAUGGCAACAGAGAUGGGAAGUCAUUCGAACUGGAACGGGUUCUUCUCGCGUGCCUGCCUGUCUGCUAUUAGCGCUGACACCACUCGCAUCUGCUACGCUUUUCUAUUUGUUUUGCCAUUCUCGGCGCUCGGUUUGGAUUUUUUUCUAUUUGUUUUGCAGGAAUAUUUGUUUGUGGUUGAACAGGCAGGGACGACCGAAUUGCCGUUUGAACAUCCGUUUUUGGUUGGAUGUUUCCGUUUUCUUUUAAAGAUCCAGGAAGUGAAGUUGGAUUGGAGGCGGUAAUACCGUUACGCCCUCCCCAUGUGGAUUACCUUAAUUAGACUGUUGGUAAACAUCGGUCGCCAUGGCGACGGCAGCGUGGUAUCACCGCGACAUCAGCCGCGUGCACGCAGAGGACUUGCUGGCGCGAGCCGGGAGGGAUGGAAGCUUCCUGGUCAGGGAUAGUGAAUCUGUGCCUGAAGCCUACGCUCUGUGCUUAUUAUUUCAACGCCACGUCCAUACGUAUCGCAUCCUCCCAGAUGGAGACGGCCUCCUCGCAGUCCAGACCACACAGGGAGUGCAGGUCAAUUGUUUCCGGACAUUGGAAGACCUGGUUAUUGGAUACCAACACCCGCACAAAGGCUUGGUCACCCCUUUGCUAUACCCGGUCCCCCGUGAUGCUGACACGGGAGACGAAAGCUCAGAUGAUGAGAAGACCCCCCAAAGUUCAGCCCCCAUCAGCUCGGUUACUUUUACUACACCUCCAGCAAAACCAGACACUCAUGCUUUAUUCCUGGAUAAAUUGCAGGAACUCAACACGUCAAGAAACCCUGCUGUCUUUUGCAGUACUGCCAGUGACGUGAUCGGACUGCUGAAUGACUACCUCUUCAGCGAGCUGCCCCUGGACAUUGAGAAUGUGCACAAAGGGGCCACGUCCCUUUGCCACCUCAAGCGGACUUUAAGUGUCGCCUGCCAGGGCCUGAACAGCGAGAUCGACUUGACUCUCUCCAGUCUGGAAACCCUGGCAAAGGUUUUCGACCACCCCAACUGCUCCUUGUCGAAAGCCAAUUCGCAGGGUCCUGAAAUGGAGAUGGAUGCCUUGCUGUGUAAGAUUUCUGCAUUGGUCAGUCUCCUUUCUUCUCUAGAGAAAAAGGUACUCAUGGCUCUCCAAGACGCGGUAACCAAUCACAAUCUGGCAGUACAACCUAACCCACCUCCUCUCGACCCGACGCCCAACAUUACUGCCAAGAACCAAGGACGUCGGCAGAUGCCAGUGCAUUCGUUUCAGGUGAAAAUGCUACGCUACGGCAGGCAGACUAUCUCUGUUGACGUGGAUGCAGGCGUCCUUCUCUUUGACAGGAAGGCCAACUCGAUGGACGUAGAGCGGGUCUCGCAUGACAGAGUCCUUCAGGUUGUCAAGUACCAGAGUAGUCAUGCCAAGGUACGCAUGGUGAUUGACAGCCACCAUAAUGCACCACGGGAGAUGAUAUUUGAGAGCACACGGAAGGGUGAUGCUUUCUGCCAACUCAUCCAGCUGAUGAAAACAAAGCAUUCCAAGCUGAGCGAACCUGAUGUCAUCUCUGUUUUUGUGGGCACCUGGAACAUGGGAGGUUCCCCUCCGCCUCGCAGCCUUCAGUCGUGGGUGACCUGCUGCGGCUUGGGGCACACGCCCGACGAGUCCACGGCGUUGCUGCCUCAUGACAUCUAUGCCUUGGGCACGCAGGAAAACCCUCAGGGCGAGAGGGAGUGGGCGGAGCAUGUUAAAGCCACCCUGCGGAGCCACACCCACAUUGACUUCAAACAGGUGGCAGUGCAGUCCCUCUGGAACAUGCGCCUGGCUGUGUUUGUCAAACCAGAGCAUGAGCGCCGAAUAAACCACGUGAGCACCGCAAGCGUCAAGACUGGCCUGGGCAACACUCUAGGGAACAAAGGAGCGGUCGGUGUGUCAUUCAACUUCAAUGGAACAUCUUUUGGCUUUGUUAACUGCCACCUGACCUCAGGAAGUGAGAAAGUUCUAAGGAGGAAUCAGAACUUUGUGGACAUCCUUCGGCUACUUUCAUUAGGUGACAAGCACCUUGGCGCCUUCGACAUCAGCUUGCGCUUCACUCACCUCUUCUGGUGCGGAGACCUCAACUACCGACUGGACCUGGACGUUCAGGACAUUCUGAAGCAUGUAUCGAAAAGAGAGUUUGAGGAACUCAUGUGUGCGGACCAGUUGACCCGAGAACGGCACAAGAGGAAAGGCUUUCUCUAUUUUAAGGAAGAGAAGAUUUCCUUUCCGCCAACCUACCGGUACGAAAGAGGAUCGAGAGACUGCUACCUGUGGCAAAAGUACAAGACUUCAGGGGUGCGAGUCAAUGUUCCCUCAUGGUGUGACAGGAUUUUGUGGAAGUCAUACCCAGACACACACCUCAUGUGCACAGCAUAUGGUUGCACAGAUGACAUUUUCACCAGUGACCACUCUCCUGUUUUCGCCACCUUCCAAGUUGGCGUGACGAAUCAUUUUAGCUCCAAAGCAGAUCCAGGUUCCGGUGUGGAGAGGGCAUGGGUUGAGCUAGAAGGCAUCGAGGCCAUUGUCAAAACAGCUAGCAAAGAAAAGUUCUUGAUUGACUUUUCCUCAUCUUGUCUAGAAGAAACUCGUCGCUCAAGUGAAAAUGAUUCUCAAAGCUGCGACGUUCCAGGCUUUCUCAAACUGGGCUGGUCCUUUAAACAGCUACCAAAGCUGCUUCCACAUCGGUCUGACAUGGAUUACCUCCAAGAUCAGCACCUGCUGUUAUCUGUCAAGUCAUGCGAUGGUUUCGAGUCAUACGGCGAGUGCUGUGUUGCUCUGCGCUCUCUUGUGGGCGCGUCUGAGCAGUUUGAGACCUUCCUGAGCCACCGAGGGGAGGAAAUCGGAUCCGUCAGAGGCCGGGUCCGCAUUCACGUGCCCAAGGACCGACGAGGAAGUCGCGAGAAGACGUACGAUUGGUUCCGGUUUGAAAAAGAUGAGAAAGCUCCCAGCAAGGGACACGUGUGUCACGCUUCUCCUCGAGUACAAAUAAACAGGUGUUUGUCAGCUCCUCCCAAGCCGAGCCCUAGCAGCUACACCAAUCCGGCCUACUUCAUCUUGGAGGACGUGUCGGUGGUCCGUGGUACGGAAGAGCUUCUGCCCCAGCGACGGGACCCUCAGGUGAUCUGGGCCGGAAACGAAGCUCUGCAGCUCCCCAAGAUCUCGGGACGGCGCGUCUUCAACGCCAGACGUCGCUCGGACUUCACCGAGAUCGAAAUUCCCGCCGUCCUUCCGCAGUACUCAUCCGCUCCUCUUCAAGCGCCUCAACCCGACUCCUCUUAUGAGCUUUUUCCAGCCAAGAAGCCUUCUCCCAUUUCUCCACCUUCUAGCAAAAGUGUCUCGCAGCGUCAGGAGUCUAAAUACCAGCCGAAAAACUCUAUUUUACCAGAUAAGAACCUGAGGAACCUGUACAUGAAUCAAUCAGCAAUUAUGCGGCAAAAAACCAAGAGGGAUCUGCAAGAGAGGACCGAUCCUCUCAGGAAAACUAAGGCCCCGCCGGUUUUCCAAUUCACCCCCAUUCCUGCUCCUUUAGAACACUGCCGGCCCACCCCUUGGGUGGCAGAACAGCAGCAGUGGCGGCAGCCCCCUGGACCAUUGGGAGACAACUCUCUCACUGCUCUACAGAUUGCCAAAUCACUCAGUGAGGUUGACUUCUUCCCUUCAAAACCGUCCUAUCCCAGCUUGAGGUCAGGCUAUGGGAACGGUCCUGUCUUGAACACGGAGCGGCGCCACAGCUGGGAGAAUGAGGUAUCUGUGCUCCAAGGUGCUCCAGAGACCGUUUGUGAGCUUCUCAGUGCACUAGGACUCCAAAAAUACACCUUGGGGCUCAGUCUUAAUGGCUGGGAUGAUCUGGAUUACUUCAGUGGCAUCACAGAAGAUGAUCUGCGCGCUGCGGGAGUUACCAACUCAUCGCACCGUCGCAGGAUUUUGGAGAACCUGCCUCGUAACUGGAACUAAAGUACUUUAAAACAAAACAAAAAAAGGACAGUAACAAAACAUUUUUUUGGGCAGAAGUACAUCUCCGUGUGGCAAUUGUUGAGCAAACUUGAACUUUUCAGGGAUUUUGUCUCAAUGCAUCCGUCCAAAAAAGAGUGUUUGAGGUACAAGAAAUAGCAAAAAGCCAAGAAAAAUACAUCUGCUUCCAAUUCAGUUUUUCUUGAAGCCCAUCUGCUUGUUUUCUUUGCUUCACGUGGACAUGACUGAGUUACUUUUUUUCAUCACUUUUUCAGUGGUGUAUCCUUCAGCAGUCAAAAAACUCAAACUUAUUCCUCCAACUAUCUACAUUAUCUGAUUGCAAAUGUUGACUAUCCCUCCACUUUCUCCUCACUGCGUGUACUUUCCACUAAUAUUGAGCCUCCAUCCGAGCUUGUAAAAGGCCCCCAAACAAACCUAUAGAGUGGUAUGAAAUCCAUAUUGUACAUAUGUCGUCAUGUCCAUUCAGCUCUGUUUACCUUCUCAUACUCUAUCAGGUCACUUAAUCAGCGCUUGGUGUUGACCGUCUGUCCACAAGUAAAGUGCGUUAGUUGACCUUCAGCAAGAUAUUUCUUCCAAUUGACUGAGCGACACUCACAAUCGCACAGCACUGAGCAACAUCUCAAUUUGACAAGAUUGUCUGUUUAUUGUCAUUUUUUGGCUGCGAAAUGAAACCUCGCCGCUAUUGUUUAUAACAAAACCGUUUGGCACAAUCCCAAACGACAAUGACAGUGUGCUUCAGUAGUUACUGAUUAAGGCACGUCCAAACAAACCUUGUCUGUUUACUGACCUCAAGAGCUGGUUUAUCCAUGAUGUCAUCACCAACACACCAUUUUUUGGCAGCUUAUACAAAAAGGAAAUCUUCCCGGCCCUGUUUUCGGGGACCUGUACCGUAAGUGUGGAACAGGACUCUCUGGCUUUAAAAAGAUAAAAAUGCUCAGUUUUGACUAAAUUAAACCAGGUUUGUGGUAUUUUAUCAAGUCAUUCCCUGGCACCGAUAGCAAUUAGACAUGCAAUCAUUAGCCAGUCAAAAUGGAUUGGAGCAGGGGUGUCACUAGGUUUUAAGAACAUGGAGUGCUUAGCCCCCAGGAGAUGCACAGGAUGUAAAUGAACAUAGCGUACAGGCGCAAAACUUCACAAACACGUAACAAAGACUGAUAAUAGCUUCAGUCUAUUUUUUAAUACAGUGGAACAACAGGAAAAAAAUGGCUACAAUGGCGUACCACAAGCAACACGUCACUUUUGCUCAUUAAUAUUCAUGAUGUUAGCAAUUGUGGCUAGGCGGGUAAAACUCCCGUUUGUCCCUAAUAGUGAAUAAAUGGAUAUUGUGUACGAACGAGAUGUUUACUGAACUAAACCUACCAAAUCUGUCCCGUUUGUCCCUAAUAGUAAAUAAAUGGAUAUAGUGUACGAACGAGAUGUUUACUGAGCUAAACCUAUCAAUUCUGUCCAAAAACGAUGUCCCUGUGCCAAAUUCACUGGUAAACAGGUGGAAGAACAUACAAGUGUUCAGUUAAAGUAAUGGCUUUAGUGUCAAGAGAUGAAAAUGACGGGAAAAAGAGCCGCGCCGACCUAAGCUUAACCUUUUAUCGACACCUUUUUCUUACGCCACAAUGACAUUCUCCUGUUUGAACAAUCUUUGACCACCAUAUGCCCUGUCUUCCUUAUAUAUUAUAUUCUCUGGUUCAAGGGCGUAGCUUUGCAUUGGGAUGGUAGGAACAUAACACUACCAACUUUUCAGGAUGCUCAAAUUGUCCCCACCAACUUUUAAGCAACCUUAUUUGCAUUAUAUAAUGACUUCAGUUAUAUAGGUCAUUUGAUUGUCUUCCCAUAUGUUGUAAGGGUACAAUGGCGUACCGCAAGCAACACGUCAGUUCCGCUCAUUAAUAUUCAUGGCAUUAGCUACUGUUGCUAAGUAAGGACAAGCCACCGUUUGUCCCUAAUAGGAAAUGACUGGAAAUCGUGUACGAAGGAGAUUUAAACCUACCGAUUCUCUCCGAAAAUUAUGUGCCUGGUGCCAAAUUCACUGGCAAAGAUGUGGAAGAACAUAAAAAUGUUCAGUUAAAGAGAUGGCUUUAGUGUCGAAAGCUGAAAAAGACAAAAAAAACGAGCCGACCUAAGCAUAGCUUUAGCUUUUUUAUCGACGCGACUGACAAUGACAUUCUCCUGUUUCAACAAGCUAUCCUUUACCAUCAGCCCUGUCUUUCUUAUAUGUCCUCUGGUUGUCCUACGUCUCUUACCGUUCUUGGGGGUAAUUUAGUUAGCUUUGUGUAGCGAUCGCAAAUGCUACUCAGUGACAGCCAACGAACACUUUUAAUUUUUUCAUUGAUAACACAUCUUAAUCCUAUAAUUUAUUUACACUUCCCCCUUACUAAAGUUGUUUUUUUAUAUAUAUAUAUAUAUAUAUAUAUAUAUAUAUAUAUAUAUAACAGAAACGGUAACAGUGGCAGUCAGAUACCAUUGUAAUUCUUUCAGGUCAUUCAUUGUCAGACAGAAGCAGUACGGCACGUUACGCAAAAAAAAAAAAAAAGUUAAAAAUAUAAAAAUGGCUUACCUCUUUGUCCUCUGAAAGACCAUGCCAACCCAACAUAAUGUUUACUGCAUAUGAAACGUGAAUGGAUUCGCCGAGCUGGUGUUAAAAAGUUGAUUCGGUCUUCACAUUUUUUCCUCUCGAGUUUUUGGUUUCCGGAAACGUAUGAAGAAUAAUCCUUCAUGUGUCGUAAUGUCUAGAGUCGUUUCUACAAGUUCCAAAAAAGCAAUGCGUGAUCGGCAUGUUCGUUUUUGAAAGAUUACCGGAGAAAAGUAGCACUUUUUACGUUGGGUCUAUGGGAGGGUGGGUCUAUAAUGUCCCACUUCGGCUUUACUUCCGCUUUACGAUGCGACGUCACGGUCUAAAAAUAGCCUGCGUGCGGUACACCAUUGACCCGACCAUUAUUAAGUUAAUUACAGUACUUUCAUUAUGUUCAGACUUACAUUCACCUCUUUUCACUUACUGAAUGUGCCAGUCCAUUUUUUCCCUCAAACGCACGUUUGAUUGGCUGAUGACUUAACACACACACACACACACACACACUCGCAUUGACAGCCCGACAGAAAUACAACAUGCCGCCUCCUCCGCCCCCUUCGAAGACGAGGGAUAUUAGAAGUUUUUUUCCGCCAGCAGCAGCCACUGUAAGUAAUCUGAAAUGCCGUCAAUGUUGUGGAGGUGGGGAACACACCAUCAAUUUUACUACUGAAAGUCCGACCUACAUCAGACUUAGUAUAACAUUAAUCUGUGUGAAUUUCUCGAACUCGAGGAGGAAGUUGCAUUGAGAGAAAUACCCUCCUGUAUGUUUUCUACUAUUAACGUUAAAACUAAAAAAUGUAGUGAACUAAGGAUUAUCCCCUUAUAGAUAAUUAAUUAAUGAUUAACAAGUUUGUAUUUCUUGUGUAUGUUACUAUAAUUUGUGUUCAGAUAUUGCAAUUUAAAUUUGCUAAUAAAUUCCAGACAUUUAUUCUGGGAGUUUUCAAACUAUUUCUUUAGUAGUUUUUGAAAACAAAAUGAAAGUUAGUCGUAGUCAAUACCAGAUUUAUUUUUCAUUGAUCAUUUAGGCUCAUAUUGGUGAGAAAUGUAGCCCUGACCCCCGUUCACCCAGUGUUUGGUCUUUUAAAUGUCCCGUCCGCAGCAAAAAGUGUACAUGCCGUUUAUGCUGUUAUAUUGUCUCUCCCAAUGUUGAGGCCAAACCUACGUCCUUGCUCUGGUUGUCUUACGUCUCUAACUAUUCUUGGGGGGAAUUUACAUUGCCAUUCUUGUGUAGCGAUCGCAAAUGCUACUGGGUGACAGCCAACGAACACUUUUAAUUUUUUCAGUAAUAACAAAUCUUAAUUCUAUAAUUUAUUUACACUUCGCCCUUACUAAAGUUGUUUUUUCAAAACAGAAAAGUAAACAGUGGCAGUCACAUAGCAUUUUAAUUUUUUUCAGGUCAUUCAUUGUCAGACAAAAGCAGCACGGCAAAACGCCACGCGAAUAAGUAAGUAAAAAUAUCAAAAUGGCUUAUCUCUUCGUCCUCUGAAGGACCAUGGCCCCAAACAAAGUGUUUACUGCAUAUGAAAUGUGAAUGGCUUCACCUUGCUGGCGUUAAACUGGUCUUUUGGACGUCCACGCAAGUUGAUCCAUUCUUCACAUUUUUCCUCCGAGUUUUAUGUUUCGGGAAACGUAUGAAGAAAACAUUCUUCAUAUGCCAUAAUGUCUAGAGUCGCUUCUACAAGUUCCAUAUCAGCAAUGUUUGAUCGGCAUGUUUAUUUUUUGAAAGAUUACCGGAGAAAACGAGCAGAAAUAUAAUGGAUUGUAUGCGAGGGCGUGUGUAUAAUAGGGCGGUACGAUGGCGACGUCACGGUCUAAAAAUAGCAUUCGUGUGGUACGCUAUUGCAAGUUACUUGGUAGAUGAAAGCAUCAUAGAAUGCUACUGCUAUAGAAUGCUAUAUAAAAACAGAUAUAUAUUGUUGUUAUAUUGUAGCCUCUACAAAGCAACGCUAACUCGGUGACAAUGCACACUCAGCAGGAAAAAACAUUAUUUUCAAUUAUUUGUACUCACCUGGAUGCCCUAAACUGUAUGUAAAAAAAAAAGAAAAAAAAAAGUUGACUGACAAUUUAAGAUGACGCUCUCCACGCUAAAUGCUAAUGCUAACUAGAACACUAAUGCUAUGGUAGCGCUUUGAGUCAACUGUCAUCAUCAUCGUCAUCGCUUUUGCAACAGUGUCACCAGUGGAUUGGACAUCUUUUGCCGUCAACGGUGCUGAACGAUGAUCCAUUACAGUCACUGGCAGCCAAUGAGUUAAUUAAAACACAAUCAUUGCAUGAGUCAAUAUAAUGUAAAGAAAGUCCAUUCCUGUUGAUUUCGGGAUAAUUCCAGGUAAGAGUUCAAAGUCAAUGGAAUAAUCAUUCACUGAUAGCCAAUGAGUUAAAAAAAAAAACAUACUGUGAUUGCAUGAUUCAAUACAAUGUAAAAGUCAAAUUUGAUUGUUUUUGAGGAAGUUUCGGGUCAGUUCUUGUUGAUUUUGGGGCAGUUAGGGUCAUUCCCUGUUGAUUAUGGGGCAUUUACAGGUCAUGUUCUAUUUUGGUGCUAUUUCCGGUCACUUCCUGUUGAUUCAGUUGUAUUGUCAGGUCGCUUCCUGUUUAUUUUGGGGUAAUUUAGAUUGCUUCCUGUUGAUUUUCGGUAACCUCCUGUUGAUAUGAAAGCAUUCACAGGACACUUCCUGUUGAUUUUGGGGCAAUUCCAGGUCAUUUCUUGCUGAUUAUGGUGAGUUUUCAGGUCACUUCCUAUUGAUUUUGGGUAAUUUCCUAUUGAUUUUUGGGACAUUAAAGAUCAGUGUUGGGAAUAACAGCGUUACAUAACGGCGUUAUUUUUUCAGUAACGGGGUAAUCUAAUUAUUUUUUCUGCUGUUACAACGCCGUUACCGUUACUGACGGUCAAAAGUAGUGCGUUACUUUGAAUAAAUUGAAGAAACUACCAGCCAUAGCGAGUCUUCUCUGCUCUGUUUACAUGUCAUCCAAGACAUUCAGGUUAAUGGCAAUGAAAAUAGUAAACACACAUAGCCUACCUUUGCAAGAACGAUGGAGUUGCCGUCUGAUACAGUCAUAAUGUGCAGGUCCUGCACCCAUCCGCAGCAAAACUGUUCGUAGCAAUUUGUAAUUUCGAAAUUGCUGAUGAGUUUAGUAACAUAUACCAAACAAUAAAUACAGCAGAAUGUCCAUUUCGCGUAAUUGUGGAAGCCCGUCGACAUUUUUACUCCAUUUGUCUUCGGCUUGCUCGUAAGGGUCAACAUUGUUCAUAUCCUUAAGUUUAAUCUGUUCUUUGCCUUAGUAAUGAGUUUGUCUCUUUAUUGAACUGGCAAGUUAAAGUUUGAUAUCCCGUGAGCCAGACCUGCUUCCAAUAUGGCUGCGUUGUUGUCACAUCUCACGUGAUCCCCAUUCUGUGACGUAAACGCUCGAGCCUAAUAGCGCACAUACUUCAGAGCCAGUGUUUUCACACACAAACCGGAACAGCGCGUGCGGCAAACACACACAUGCAAAACAGAUGCAGAGGGAUAUGAUGGCAGAGCAUUCAGAGGAAAAUUUGUCCUUUACGAGGUGGAGAUAUAAACACUAUUUCAAGUUGGUCGAAAUUAAAGGAAAGAACGUGCAUGUAAAGUGUAAUUUAUGUCCCGGGGCAAAGCUUUUGUCGACAAUUGUGGUAAGCAAUUCAAAUCUGUUUAUUUUGUUGCACUUCAAGUGUAGGAUAAAUCUGUUGCUGGUGAGGUGCAAUAAAUAUUACAAGGUUCUAUAACACAA
Corythoichthys intestinalis (scribbled pipefish) is the source of this 10993-nucleotide messenger RNA. RefSeq names its product inositol polyphosphate phosphatase-like 1b (gene inppl1b). Gene Ontology annotation, cellular component: cytosol. The record is from RefSeq and is a predicted model, not a curated record. The transcript is spliced from 27 exons. Gene Ontology annotation, molecular function: inositol-polyphosphate 5-phosphatase activity; protein binding. The coding region runs from base 1027 to 4668 and encodes 1213 amino acids. NCBI's taxonomy places the organism in Eukaryota, Metazoa, Chordata, Actinopteri, Syngnathiformes, Syngnathidae. Gene Ontology annotation, biological process: phosphatidylinositol dephosphorylation; negative regulation of insulin-like growth factor receptor signaling pathway; regulation of immune response.